CACACCUGUGCCCUGCUCCUCACACUCAAGAACCAUGUCGUUAGCACAGGCAACGAAAGGCAACAUGGCCUACCAAGUGCGCUCGCUUUACCGAUCGUUAUUGCGCCAGAGCAACCAAUUCGCCGCCUACAAUUUCCGCGAAUACGCCAAGCGGAGAACGCGCGAUGCGUUUCGGGAUAACAAGAGCAUAACAGAAGAGCGGACCAUUCAGGAGCUGGUACAAAAAGGCCUGAGUGAGCUUCAGAUGCUGAAGAGACAAACCGUCAUAAGCCAAUUUUACCAGAUCGACCGACUAGUGGUUGAGGGCGGGAAGGAAGGCAAGCAAAAAGGAGAUCGCAGCGACAUCGUCAGGGUAAAGGACCAGGGAUGGGACUAAGCAUACCGGAACAGAAUAAGAUGUUGACGAUGCUAUGAGAGAAUAUUGUAACAACAUUGCGCACAUUGUAUGUGAAGAAGAGCGAUUGCGGGGAAGCAGCCGUAUCUGUUUGACCAAAAUUGGGGUUAUAGCAAUGAAUGCACUGUAAUAUAUAAAGAU
Molecule: messenger RNA, 535 nt
Organism: Exserohilum turcica Et28A
Lineage: Eukaryota; Fungi; Ascomycota; Dothideomycetes; Pleosporales; Pleosporaceae
Exons: 3
Coding region: 35-376 (113 amino acids)
Biological process (GO): iron-sulfur cluster assembly
Cellular component (GO): L-cysteine desulfurase complex; mitochondrion
Source: RefSeq, a predicted model, not a curated record